GCACAGCUUCACAUUUGCUUUACACCUAUCACCUGGCCUCACUUGCCGGAAUUCUUCCUCAGAAUCCCAAUUCACGGCCAAAUUUUCGUCAAGAGCCUGACACAUACUCUCUUCCUCCACUCAAUUAUUCAACUAUAUCUUUCUUAUCAUAUAUAUGUGAUAGAUCUUGGUCUACAAAAAAGAAAGAAAAAGAAGGAAAAAGGAAACCAGCUAGUUAGAAAUGCACUGAAUGCUUUGCACAGAGACACAGAUACGUGCCACAACAUCGCGACCACCCACCACCACCACCACUACUCUCUCUCUCUCUCUCUCUCAGAAGUAGGCAAGUUAGAGUGAGGCGGAGAUUUAAGUCUUGGGGAAGCAGAUAGAGGGCAUUAAUGGCCGAACACAGCUAGAGCAGAUAGAGUUUUGCAGCAACAAUACAUAGCGUAAAGAAAAAGAAGUGGCUCACAUGCUAAUGAAAGACCCUAAGGAGAACCCUGUGAUAUCCAGGGAACCUCUACUGAACUCAAUGAAAGAGAAGAAUGAAGACUUCAUGAAAGAUACAAAGAAGAUUAUAGCAAGGAGAACGGGAGGGAGAAGAGGUAAGGGACCAAAAGUGGAGAAAUUCCAAGUAGAGAAGCUGGAUACUGAUGUGGGGUCCCCUGCUUCAUGCAAAAGCCUUAUGUUCCAUCGUAGACCUGGCUAUGGCCAACUGGGGACAAAGUGUUUAGUUAAAGCCAAUCACUUCAUUGCAAACAUACCAGACUCGGAUAUAUGUCACUAUAGUGUUAAGAUUGACCCUGAGGUUACUUCUCAUAAAUUGAACAAAGUUAUCAUGACCCAGUUGGUGAAACUUCAUAGAGAGUCAGACCUGGGGAUGAGGCUCCCUGUCUAUGAUGGAGCAAGAAACUUAUACACAGCUGGAUUUCUGCCUUUUACUACAAAAAACUUCAUCAUAAUAUUGAGUGAUGAUGAGGAGGGGGCAUGCAAUAGAAGGGAACGAGAAUUUAAAGUGACGAUAAGUUUUAUAACUUUAGCUAGUAUGCAACAAUUACGUGAGCUUCUUGCUGGGAAGCCAGUUGAUACCCCUCACAAAGCACUUACCAUUAUUGAUAUUGUCUUAAGGCAACUAGCAGCCCAAAGGUAUGUAUCAGUUGGAAGGUUUCUCUAUUCUCCUGAUAUUAAGAAACCACAGCAAUUGGGUGGUGGCUUAGAAUCAUGGCGAGGAUUCUACCAGAGUAUUAGGCCUAUUCAGAUGGGACUGUCCCUGAAUAUUGACAUGUCAUCGACUGCGUUCAUUGAACCACUCCCUGUCAUUGAUUUUGUUGCUCAGAUUUUAGAUAAAGAUGUGUAUUCAAGGCCAUUAUCAGAUGCUGAUCGUGUUAAGGUUAAGAAAGCCCUUAGAGGUGUCAAAGUAGAAGUUACGCAUAGAGGAAAUGUUCGAAGGAAAUACCGCAUUUCAGGGUUGACAUCACAGCCUACAAGGGAGCUAAUUUUCCCAGUAGAUGAGCAAAAGAACAUGAAAUCAGUUGUUGAGUACUUUCAAGAGGUGUAUGGAUAUACCAUUCAAUAUUCUCAUCUACCUUGUCUUCAAGUGGGAAAUCAAAAGAAGGUGAACUAUUUGCCAUUGGAGGCUUGCAAGAUAGUUGGCGGACAGAGAUACACUAAAGGGCUGAAUGAGAAGCAGAUAACUUCUCUGCUAAAAGUUUCAUGCCAAAGACCUCAUGAACAAGAAAUGGACAUUUUACAGACAGUUCAUCAAAAUGACUAUGAGAAAGAUCCCUAUGCAAAGGAAUUCGGCAUCAGUAUAGACAACAAGCUUGCAUCUGUUGAGGCUCGGGUUCUUCCAGCUCCAUGGCUUAAGUAUCAUGAUUCUGGAAAGGAAAAAGAAUACUUGCCUCAAGUUGGUCAGUGGAAUAUGAUGAACAAGAAAGUAAUAAAUGGAAGCACCGUCAGACAUUGGGCUUGCAUCAACUUCUCAAAAACCGUCCAACAGAGCACUGCUUGUAGUUUCUGUCAACAGUUGGUUCAGAUGUGCCAAAUUUCUGGCAUGGAAUUUAACCGGGACCCUGUAAUUCCAAUAUAUUCAGCCAGACCAGAUCAGGUAAAGAAGGCCUUAAAAUAUGUGUAUUAUGCUGCUGCAAGCAAGCUAGAAGGAAAAGAGUUGGAGUUGCUUAUUGCCAUUCUUCCAGACAACAAUGGCUCUUUAUAUGGUGAUCUAAAACGAAUUUGCGAAACAGAGCUGGGGUUGAUUUCUCAGUGCUGCCUUACAAAAUAUGUCUUCAACUCUAGCAGACAGUAUCUGGCAAAUGUGUCACUUAAAAUCAAUGUCAAGAUGGGAGGAAGAAAUACCGUGCUUUUAGAUGCAUUAAGUUGGAGGAUUCCUUUGGUCAGUGACAUUCCAACGAUAAUUUUUGGAGCUGAUGUUACUCAUCCAGAAACCGGAGAUGAUUCUUGUCCAUCUAUAGCUGCUGUUGUAGCCUCCCAAGAUUGGCCAGAAGUUACAAAGUAUGCCGGUUUGGUAUGUGCACAGCCUCAUCGAGAAGAACUUAUCCAAGAUUUGUUCAAAACCUGGAAAGAUCCUCAACGGGGUAUGGUUACUGGAGGCAUGAUCAGAGAGCUUUUACUUUCAUUUAAGAAGGCUACUGGACAAAAACCAUUGAGAAUAAUAUUUUACAGGGAUGGUGUUAGUGAAGGACAAUUCUACCAGGUCUUACUAUAUGAACUUGAUGCCAUUCGUAAGGCUUGUGCAUCAUUGGAACCUAGUUACCAACCCCCAGUAACAUUUAUUGUGGUUCAAAAGAGGCACCACACCAGGCUCCUCGCAAACAAUCACAAUGACAGAAGUAGCACUGACAAGAGUGGAAAUAUCUUACCUGGUACUGUGGUGGAUUCAAAGAUUUGUCAUCCUACUGAGUUCGACUUUUAUUUAUGUAGUCAUGCAGGAAUCCAGGGAACCAGUCGACCAGCUCAUUAUCAUGUUCUCUGGGAUGAGAACAAUUUUACUGCAGAUGAAAUUCAAUCACUGACCAACAACCUGUGUUAUACGUAUGCUCGAUGCACUCGAUCUGUUUCUGUAGUGCCUCCUGCAUAUUAUGCUCACCUGGCAGCUUACAGAGCUCGAUUCUACAUGGAACCUGAUGUGCAUGAGAAUGCUAAAACGCGUUGCACACGGGCCGCUAAUGGGUCAUGUGUCCGUCCUCUUCCAGCUUUGAAAGAGAAGGUGAAGAAUGUGAUGUUUUACUGCUAGAGGGAGGAAGUAGCAGGGGCAAGAACUAAAUUGAAGCGUAGGAAGGAGUUGUACAUGCUGUACCUUAUGUUUAUAAUGUAGAGAGAUUGUGCCUUGAAUUAAAAUUUGAAAAUUUUGACAACA
Messenger RNA from Quercus robur (English oak), 3355 nucleotides. Its product is annotated as protein argonaute PNH1-like. The coding region runs from base 452 to 3232 and encodes 926 amino acids. The transcript has 24 exons. Gene Ontology annotation, molecular function: protein binding; RNA binding. Gene Ontology annotation, biological process: regulatory ncRNA-mediated post-transcriptional gene silencing. NCBI's taxonomy places the organism in Eukaryota, Viridiplantae, Streptophyta, Magnoliopsida, Fagales, Fagaceae. The record is from RefSeq and is a predicted model, not a curated record. Gene Ontology annotation, cellular component: cytoplasm.